Messenger RNA from Hypoxylon fragiforme, 1237 nucleotides. RefSeq names its product mannose-P-dolichol utilization defect 1 protein. The coding region runs from base 134 to 1018 and encodes 294 amino acids. The record is from RefSeq and is a predicted model, not a curated record. The transcript is spliced from 2 exons. NCBI's taxonomy places the organism in Eukaryota, Fungi, Ascomycota, Sordariomycetes, Xylariales, Hypoxylaceae.
UUAAUUUUCAUAAGCUACCUUACCUGCUUCCUACCUUUCUCGCAGGUAAUAAAUAAAUAGUUGGGGAGAAAAAGAAAAAGGUCAGAUAGUCAGAAAAGGGAAGGGACACAAAGAAGAAAAAAGAAAGUCCGCGAUGGAUACUCUACGAGACGCCCUGCAGCCCCUCCGGCCACUCACGAACAGCCUCCCUGCUCCCAUCGCCGAGCUUGGUGUGUCUCUCAUCGGCGACACCUGCUACAAGGCCCUGAUCCUCGAGCUUGACCCGACCGAAUCCGAGUGUCUCAAGCUGGCCAUCUCCAAAGGGCUCGGCAUCGGCAUCAUCGGCGCCUCGUCCAUCGUCAAGGUCCCGCAGAUCAUCAAGCUCGUGAGCUCGCAGUCCUCCUCCGGCAUCAGCUUUUUGUCCUAUCUCCUCGAGACCUCGUCCUACCUCAUCUCCCUCGCCUACAACGUCCGCAACGGCUUCCCCUUCAGCACCUUUGGCGAGACCGCCCUCAUCCUCGGCCAGAAUGUUAUCAUCACUGUUCUGGUGCUGAACUACAGCGGCAGGGCGAGCAUGGCUGCGCUGUUCAUUGCCGCUCUUGCCACGGCUGUCGUUACGUUGUUCAAGAACGACUUAUUUGACAUGCAGACGCUGAGCUACCUCCAGGCUGGCGCGGGCGUUUUGGGCGUCGCUAGCAAGGUGCCGCAGAUCGCUGCCAUCUUCCAGGAGGGCGGCACCGGCCAGCUGAGCGCAUUUACUGUCUUCAACUACCUCGCCGGCUCGCUCUCGCGCAUCUUCACGACGCUGCAGGAGGUCGACGACCAGCUGAUCCUGUACGGCUUCAUCGCCGGCUUCGCGCUCAACCUCGUCCUCGCCGCGCAGAUGGUCUACUACUGGAACGCGCCAUCCGCCAAGGUCCGGGGCAAGAUGAAGGAGCCGAAGGUCCCGGCAGUGACGACGACGACGACGCCCAGCAAGCAGAGCGUGGCUUCGACUACGCCCAGGAGCAAGGGGCCGACUACGCGACGGAGGGGUUAGAUAGAGGGUUGGAGAUGCCCCCCGAAACGGAACGGUCGGAUUGGGUUACGACGGGUGGUACUUAGAACAGUUGGCCUACCUACCUAGAUAAUUAAUAUUGUAAUAGACUUAUGUUAUAGUCUUGCCUAUACUACUCUCAACCGGUCUGAAAGGGGAGGGAAGCCAAUUGCCUCUUAUCAGAUUCUGACAUGUCAUGUGUCACGGUCACAGUCCCUCCUU